Messenger RNA from Ochotona curzoniae (black-lipped pika), 1018 nucleotides. Its product is annotated as RCC1 domain-containing protein 1-like. The transcript is spliced from 5 exons. The record is from RefSeq and is a predicted model, not a curated record. The coding region runs from base 1 to 945 and encodes 314 amino acids. NCBI's taxonomy places the organism in Eukaryota, Metazoa, Chordata, Mammalia, Lagomorpha, Ochotonidae.
AUGGCCGAGCAGCGGCCGGGAGCCUGGUUCGGCUUCGGUUUCUGCGGCUUCGGACAGGCGCUGGGCCGCGGGCGCGGGCCGCAAGUGUCCAGCCCGGAGCCGCUGCCCGGGGGCACCGCCGUCCGCUGCGUGAGCGCCGCCUGGAGCUACACGGCCGUCGUGACCCGUGCAGGCCGCGUGGAGCUGUCGGGCUCGGCGAGCGGCGCGGCCGACGGCUGCAGGGCCGUGUGGGCCUCCGAGGGGCUCCUCGUGGUGAUGGGCGGCGGGCCGGGCCCCGAAGAAGCCGAGCUGCUGCGGGCCUGGGCGCCCGAGUCGGCGCUGCGCGGGGAGCCCCUCUGGGCCCAGAAGGUGCUGCGGGAGAGCGAGGCCCAGGCCGGGCCGCUGCCCCUGCUGCCCGGUGCCCGCGCCUACGUGAGCCCGCGGCCGCCGCUCUGCCGGGCCCUGGCCGCCGGGCUGCGGGCGCGCAGGCUGGAGCUGGGCGCCGAGCACGCGCUGCUUCUGGACGCCCAGGGCCAAGUGUUCUCCUGGGGCGGGGGCAGACACGGGCAACUGGGCCACGGCGGGCUGGAGGCUGAAGCUGAGCCCAGGCCAGUGGAGGCGUUGCAGGGCCUGAGAAUGGCCGAGGUGGCGGCUGGGGGAGCAAGCGUUUCUUGGUCCCCUUGCUGUCUUUCAGAGGUUGGGAAUGUUUAUGUCUGGGGAUGGAUUGAGUCAGGACAGCUGGCUCUGUCUACCAGGAGCCUGGCAGGAGACACAGGGCAAGGCGCAGGGCUGCAGGAAGAUGGCUUGGAAGAGGAGAGAGCAGCGGGGGACGAGGAUGCAGCCCCUGCUGCCUUCAUAGCUGUGCAGCCCUUCCCAGCCUUGUUGUAUCUCCCCCUGGGUGCAGAGGUGGCCAAGGCCAGCUCUGGGUCCCGACACACAGCCGUGGUGACACGUGAGUGGGGCUAGGCAUGCUGGCUUGGGAUGGAGUGGAAUGGCCCCCUGUGCACUGGGCCUGGUAGGGGCAUCAUUGGCUGUGCAG